Molecule: messenger RNA, 726 nt
Organism: Pipistrellus nathusii (Nathusius's pipistrelle)
Lineage: Eukaryota; Metazoa; Chordata; Mammalia; Chiroptera; Vespertilionidae
Source: the annotation of a GenBank genome assembly
AUGCUGAGGGACACUAUGAAAUCUUGGAACGAUGGCCAGUCGGGUCUCUGUACCAGUGACCAGGAAGAGGAAGAAGAGAUGGUUUUUGGUGAAAAUGACGAUGACUUGGAAGAGAUGAUGGAUCUAAGUGAUCUGCCCACCUCUCUUUUUGCCUGCAGUGUCCACGAAGCAGUGUUUGAGGUGCAAGAGCAGAAGGAGAGAUUUGAAGCGCUUUUCACCAUCUAUGAUGAGCAGGUGACGUUUCAGUUAUUUAAAAGCUUUAGAAGAGUCAGAAUAAACUUCAGCAAGCCGGAAGCAGCAGCCAGAGCGCGCAUCGAGCUCCACCAGUCAGACUUCAACGGGCAGAAGCUGAAGCUGUACUUUGCACAGGUUCAGGUGGCCCGGGAAACACGAGACAAAUCGUACCUGCAGCCGCCCCAGCCAGUCAAGCAAUUCCUCAUCUCGCCGCCCGCGUCCCCUCCGGUGGGCUGGAAGCAGGGGGGCGACGCGAUGCCGCUCUUAAACUACGACCUCCUCUGCGCCGUGUCCAAGCUGGGGCCAGGAGAGAAAUACGAACUUCACGCAGGAACUGAGUCCACGCCCAGCGUCGUGGUUCACGUCUGUGAAAGUGACACUGAAGAGGUAGAGGAAACAAAAAACCCCAAACAGAAAAUUACCCAGACCAGGCGCCCCGAGCCUCCGGCCACAGCACUGAGCGAGCCCCCGACCUUCGACUGUGCCCCGUGA